This is a messenger RNA of Phaedon cochleariae (mustard beetle), 4362 nucleotides long. The record is from the annotation of a GenBank genome assembly. NCBI's taxonomy places the organism in Eukaryota, Metazoa, Arthropoda, Insecta, Coleoptera, Chrysomelidae.
AUGGCACUCAUAAAAUUUUUGAGCCAGUAUUUGAUGGAUUCCUUCAAGAGGCUACCAGGAGGAGAGUUUCUUUUCAUUGCUGGAGGAUCGAAAGAUGCCGAAUCAUGUUUUGAGCUACCAGUAUCGUUUACAAAUGUGCACCUAGUUAAAUAUGUGAACAAACUCAGUGGAAACGCUCAAAAUUCUAGUGAAGAAGAAAAUUUUCAUGAUACCAUGGAAAACAUAACCUGUAAAGAUUGCGUAAAAACUCAAGGAGAAAAUGUUGCUCUGAAGAAGGAAUCUGAAUACGUGAGUAAACUAAGUUACCAUUUGGAAAAGAGGACCCAAGAGCAAGAAGACCUCAUACUUUUAUUAAAACAACAACUGAAUACAAAAAUAAUAACUCCACAUGUUGUGACAUCUAUAAACGAAAACACCAACUCAAUAGGCGCAGUAAAAAGACAUGCAGAAACCUACAACGAAAACAAUGAAAUUGUUUUGCAGGAAUCGUACAGCUGCAAAGUUAAACAGCCUACAAAACCCGAACAAAAAACGUCCUCUGAUAACGGAGACGAAACAAAAACGAUGGCAGGCGCCAAGAGGAAUCCACCAUACAAAAAACCUGCAAAUAAAUACAAGGCAGUCAUCGGAAGCAAUGAGUCACCCAGUUUUUCCACACAACCUAGACAAGGCCAUCUACAUGUUUCUCGCAGUGGAGCCGAUAUGAAAAGAGAAGAUCUGCUGAAGGUGCUAAAAUCCACAGCACCAAAUAUUGCAUUUGAGUUGGCGAUUAGGUUAGACCCAGAUAAUGAGAUCUCGAUAACUGAACGGAAGAUAUUGGAACUCCAACAGGCCAUUAGGGGUUUUGAUCACUCAAACCGGGAUAACGAAUUUGCGCGCAUUUAUUCGCGGUUGCUACAUGUCUCCCUCCGUCUCCAACGGUUGAGGGGAGGCAACGGUGAUCAAGAGGGUUAUAGGAUCGAGCUCAUCCAGAGAUGUUCACAGAUGAUAGGAGACCUGAACUUAGCUUUCGAGGGGUUAUCAGUUAGCCAACGAACGGACGGGAGAGUUAGCUCAAAUGGUCAGGGAUCGCGGUCUAUACUGGACGAGGAUAACCCAGUGGAGCACACGGUCUCCCCUCUCGAGCCUUUUAUUUCGUACGAUCUCAUUGAUCUGACAGAUGGAGAAGGUGGCAUCGAGUCAGGGGAAGUGGUUGACAGAUUUCCAUCUAGAGGAGGAGGACCUUUGUUCACGUCUUCCUCGGGCCCUCGGACAGGCCCUCAUCUUUCUCCCCAGCAACAAGCUUCACGGGGAGCUGAUUCCCUCAAUCCUCCGGAUCCGUCUAGCCAGAGUCAGGCUCACCUUAGAGAAUCGGUACUGCCUGAGAGUCGGAACCCGAUGUUCGUUAGGUUUGCGGAGGAGGAGGACCAGUUUCCGGCCAACUCGACAUGGUCAACCCGGGGAGGCAACGGUGAUCAAGAGGGUUAUAGGAUCGAGCUCAUCCAGAGAUGUUCACAGAUGAUAGGAGACCUGAACUUAGCUUUUGAGGGGUUAUCAGUUAGCCAACGAACGGACGGGAGAGUUAGCUCGAAUGGUCAGGGAUCGCGGUCUAUACUGGACGAGGAUAACCGAGUGGAGCACACGGUCUCCCCUCUCGAGCCUUCCAUUUCGUACGAUCUCAUUGAUCUGACAGAUGGAGGAGGUGGCAUCAAGUCAGGGGAUGUGGUUGACAGAUUUCCAUCCAGAGGAGGAGGACCUUUGUUCACGUCUUCCUCAGGCCCUCGGACAGGCCCUUAUCCUUCUCCCCAGCAACAAGCUUCACGGGGAGCUGAUUCCCUCAAUCCUCCGGAUCCGUCUAGCCAGAGUCAGGCUCACCUUAGAGAAUCGGGUAUAAUUUUUCGUAUGUUCGAUCUCAUUGAUCCGACAGAUGGAGAAGGUGGCAUCAAGUCAGGAGAUGUGGUUGACAGAUUUCCAUCCAGAGGAGGAGGACCUUUGUUCACGUCUUCCUCAGGCCCUCGGACAGGCCCUCAUCCUUCUCCCCAGCAACAAGCUUCACGGGGAGCUGAUUCCCUCAAUCCUCCGGAUCCGUCUAGCCAGAGUCAGGCUCACCUUAGAGAAUCGGUACUGCCUGAGAGUCAGAACCCGAUGUUCGUUAGGUUUGCGGAGGAGGACCAGUUCCUGGCCAACUCGACAUGGUCAACCCGGUUUGCCACAAGAAACCAGUUAUCACAACUGGAUGACUUGACUGAUGAUUAUUCCCCAACACUGGCCGAUAAAUUUAAUAAUCUUCGAUUGCAGCCCCCCCAAGGCGGCAACAACGUACGGCAACUGGCGAUUAGGUUAGACCCAGAUAAUGAGAUCUCGAUAACUGAACGGAAGAUAUUGGAACUCCAACAGGCCAUUAGGGGUUUUGAUCACUCAAACCGGGAUAACGAAUUUGCGCGCAUUUAUUCGCGGUUGCUACAUGUCUUCCUCCGUCUCCAACGGUUGAGGGGAGGCAACAGUGAUCAAGAGGGUUAUAGGAUCGAGCUCAUCCAGAGAUGUUCACAGAUGAUAGGAGACCUGAACUUAGCUUUCGAGGGGUUAUCAGUUAGCCAACGAACGGACGGGAGAGUUAGCUCAAAUGGUCAGGGAUCGCGGUCUAUACUGGACGAGGAUAACCCAGUGGAGCACACGGUCUCCCCUCUCGAGCCUUUUAUUUCGUACGAUCUCAUUGAUCUGACAGAUGGAGAAGGUGGCAUCGAGUCAGGGGAUGUGGUUGACAGAUUUCCAUCCAGAGGAGGAGGACCUUUGUUCACGUCUACCUCGGGCCCUCGGACAGGCCCUCAUCUUUCUCCCCAGCAACAAGCUUCACGGGGAGCUGAUUCCCUCAAUCCUCCGGAUCCGUCUAGCCAGAGUCAGGCUCACCUUAGAGAAUCGGUACUGCCUGAGAGUCGGAACCCGAUGUUCGUUAGGUUUGCGGAGGAGGAGGACCAGUUUCCGGCCAACUCGACAUGGUCAACCCGGGGAGGCAACGGUGAUCAAGAGGGUUAUAGGAUCGAGCUCAUCCAGAGAUGUUCACAGAUGAUAGGAGACCUGAACUUAGCUUUUGAGGGGUUAUCAGUUAGCCAACGAACGAACGGGAGAGUUAGCUCGAAUGGUCAGGGAUCGCGGUCUAUACUGGACGAGGAUAACCCAGUGGAGCACACGGUCUUCCCUCUCGAGCCUUCCAUUUCGUACGAUCUCAUUGAUCUGACAGAUGGAGGAGGUGGCAUCAAGUCAGGGGAUGUGGUUGACAGAUUUCCAUCCAGAGGAGGAGGACCUUUGUUCACGUCUUCCUCAGGCCCUCGGACAGGCCCUUAUCCUUCUCCCCAGCAACAAGCUUCACGGGGAGCUGAUUCCCUCAAUCCUCCGGAUCCGUCUAGCCAGAGUCAGGCUCACCUUAGAGAAUCGGUACUGCCUGAGAGUCGGAACCCGAUGUUCGUUAGGUUUGCGGAGGAGGAGGACCAGUUUCUGGCCAACUCGACAUGGUCAACCCGGUUCGCCACAAGAAACCAGUCAUCACAACUGGAUGACUUGACUGAUGAUUAUUCCCCAACACUGGCCGAUAAAUUUUAUAAUCUUCGAUUGCAGCCCCCCCAAAGCGGCAACAACGGUAUAAUUUUUCGUAUGUUCGAUCUCAUUGAUCCGACAGAUGGAGAAGGUGGCAUCAAGUCAGGGGAUGUGGUUGACAGAUUUCCAUCCAGAGGAGGAGCACCUUUGUUCACGUCUUCCUCAGGCCCUCGGACAGGCCCUCAUCCUUCUCCCCAGCAACAAGCUUCACGGGGAGCUGAUUCCCUCAAUCCUCCGGAUCCGUCUAGCCAGAGUCAGGCUCACCUUAGAGAAUCGGUACUGCCUGAGAGUCAGAACCCGAUGUUCGUUAGGUUUGCGGAGGAGGACCAGUUCCUGGCCAACUCGACAUGGUCAACCCGGUUUGCCACAAGAAACCAGUUAUCACAACUCGAUGACUUGACUGAUGAUUAUUCCCCAACACUGGCCGAUAAAUUUUAUAAUCUUCGAUUGCAGCCCCCCCAAAGCGGCAACAACAUGGAGAAGGUGGCAUCAAGUCAGGGGAUGUGGUUGACAGAUUUCCAUCCAGAGGAGGAGCACCUUUGUUCACGUCUUCCUCAGGCCCUCGGACAGGCCCUCAUCCUUCUCCCCAGCAACAAGCUUCACGAAGAGCUGAUUCCCUCAAUCCUCCGGAUCCGUCUAGCCAGAGUCAGGCUCACCUUAGAGAAUCGGUACUGCCUGAGAGUCAGAACCCGAUGUUCGUUGGGUUUGCGGAGGAGGACCAGUUCCCGGCCAACUCGACAUGGUCAACCCGGUUUGCCACAAGAAACCAGUUAUCACAACUGGAUGACUUGA